Brachypodium distachyon (stiff brome) is the source of this 3959-nucleotide messenger RNA. Its product is annotated as L-type lectin-domain containing receptor kinase IX.1. The record is from RefSeq and is a predicted model, not a curated record. Lineage: Eukaryota; Viridiplantae; Streptophyta; Magnoliopsida; Poales; Poaceae. Gene Ontology annotation, cellular component: plasma membrane. Gene Ontology annotation, molecular function: ATP binding; carbohydrate binding; protein kinase activity. The coding region runs from base 297 to 2573 and encodes 758 amino acids. The transcript has a single exon. Gene Ontology annotation, biological process: protein phosphorylation.
ACAAGAUUCCAUAAGCAACCAAAAUUUUGACAACCAACGAAAACAAACACCAAAUCUAUUCGGAGGCUGCCGGACGUACCCUCGAUCGAUACAUAACCAUUUUCAAAACAAAACAAAAAUCAAAAUUUCAUCAGAAAUCCUGUCAGAUAAAGAACCUUGGUUCUCAGCCAAACCAGCCGGUUGUUGAUUUGAUUAGAUCAACUGUCAAUUCGGUCCUCGCUCAGCCACGUCAGUUACCACUCCAUAAACACCCAUGGUUUGCUCUUUGCAUACAUUUGCACGAGAGCCCACUUGCAAUGGCUGCUGCGCUCUCGUGCUCGCUAAGAUGUUGGACUAUCACUGGGCAUCAUCGCCUCCUGCGCGUCGUCGUCUUCCUCCUCCUCUCCCUCCACCACCAGGCAUCGUCCCUCAAUUUCCACUACGACUACAUCAACACGACCAACAAGGCCGACUUCGGCUCGCUCGGGGACGACUGCAACAUCAGCGACCACAGGGCCGAGCUCACCAGCCAUAGCGACCAGAACUACAUCAACAACCUCGGCCGGCUGGUGUUCCCCAACGCGAUGCAGCUCUGGGAUCCCGCCACCGGCGACACGGCCAGCUUCUCCACCGCCUUCUCCUUCGGCAUCGAAGCCUUGCCGGGGAUGGAAGUCGGUCACGGCAUGGCCUUCUUCCUCACCGGCGCUCCAGUCGGCACCGCGUCCAACGUGCCCACAAACUCCUUCGGCGGCUUCCUCGCCCUCUUCGGCCCCGACAUCCUGACUAGCCGUGGCAACGCGACUGGCUCCGGCGGUGACGACUACCGGAUCGUCGCCGUGGAGUUCGACACGGUCAAGGACGACUGGGACCCCAGCGCGCGUCACAUCGGGGUCGAUCUCAACAACAUCAGCAGCUCGUUGGGCAACUACAUGGUCUUGCCGGACGACAGCUUGGUGGGCCGGGUCAUGUCGGCGCGGAUCGACUACAACGGCAGCACGGGCCGGCUGGACGUCGUCCUGCGCAACGGCAGCAGCAGCGACGACGGCAACACCACUUACGCUCACAGCACCAUCGUCGACCUGCGAAGCGUUCUGCCGCCGCAGGUCGUCGUCGGCUUCUCGGCGGCCACGAGCAAGGAUCGCGUCGCGCUGCAGUACGUGCUGUCCUGGUCCUUCUCGACCACUUCGCCCGUCGGCAACGGAACCUCGGCACAGCCACAGCAGCGUCGGAGGCACACGGGCAGCACGCAGGUGUUGGUCGGGGUUACCGUGGCGGCGGUGCUGGCUCUCCUGCUAGGCACUUUCGUCGGCGCGCUUCUCUGGCGCUCGAGACGCCGGCGGUCUGAUGAUGAUGAUGAGUCUUCUGACGAGGUGUCCUCGGGCGAGGAAGACGACGACGGCUCGUGGGCGAUGGAGGAGGACCUGGAGUCAGGGGCGGGGCCGCGGCCGUUCCGGCUUCGCAAGCUGCGGGCGGCGACGGGGAACUUCUCGGAGGAGGAGAAGCUGGGGCAGGGCGCGUCCGGGUCGGUGUACCGCGGGCGCGUGGACGAUCUCGACGUGGCCAUCAAGGUGUUCUCCCGUGGCGGGUCGGCGCAGGGGAAGCGGGAGUACACGGCGGAGGUGACCGCCAUCAGCCGGCUCCGGCACCGCAACCUGGUGCACCUCAUCGGCUGGUGCCACGGCCGCAAGAAGCUGCUCCUCGUCUACGAGCUCGUCCCCAACGGCAGCCUCGACCGCCACCUCCACCACGGCGGCGCCGGCGCCACGUCAUCAUCAUCGGCGCUGCUGCUGCUGACGUGGCCGGCCAGGCACCGGAUCCUGCUGGGCCUGGGCGCCGCCGUGCUGUACCUGCACGAGGAGUGGGGCCAGUGCGUGGUGCACGGCGACAUCAAGCCCAGCAACAUCAUGCUGGACGAGUCCUUGGACGCCAAGCUCGGCGACUUCGGGCUCGCCAGGCUCAUCGACCACGGCGCCGGGCUGCAGACCAUGACCGCCGUGGCCGGCACCCCCGGGUACCUCGACCCGGAGUGCAUCGCCACGGGGAAGGCCAGCACGGAGUCCGACGUGUACAGCUUCGGCGUCGUGCUGCUGGAGGUGGCCACGGGCCGGCGGCCCAUGGCCCCGCCGCCGCCGGGGGAGACGAGGAUCUUCCGGAUCGUGGAGUGGGCCUGGGCCCUGUACGGGCGGGGCGCCGUGCUGCAGGCCGCCGACGAGGCCCUGCUGCGGGGCGAGAUGGGUUUCGACGCGCGGGAGAUGGAGCGAGUGCUGGUGGUCGGGCUGUGGUGCGCGCACCCCGACGCGGCGGCCCGGCCCAGCAUCAGGGAGGCCGUCGAGGCGCUGCGGUCCGGCGAGGCCGCCAAGCUGCCGGCGCUUCCGCCCAGGAUGCCCGUGGCCAUGUACGUGCAGCCUUAUUACGACCCGGCUGAGAGUGAGAGGUACGUCGUCUACGACACAACGACGUUGACGGCGACAACCUCCGUGACGGCAGAGUACAACUACCGGACGAGCUCUCGCGACUACAGCACGCUGUAUUCUACCUCGGGCAUUCCUCCCGUGGGGUCAAAACAGUCAGUUCGCCUGCUCAGAGGAAGGUAGGUAGUUGCUCAAUGGAUGACCAUUUCCUCUGUCCUCCUCGUGAACACUCUGAAAAUUGUAAAUUAUGUAAUGGGUUUUGCUAUUUUUGUUUUGAGGAAAAAAUAGAGGGUUUUGCUAUUUUGAGUUCACCUGAAAUUGAAGGAAACUCUGCUCAGCAUAUGAUUACCCAUGGUACUUCUUGCAGUGUAAGAAUUCUCGUGUGCGCCGACUUCCUUCAUGAUGCAUCACCAAUGUAGUUCCCCUUGCCUUGUUCUUUUUUUUUUUUGAAGGACCCUUGCCUUGUUCUUGUCUUAGUAGAUUGUUUCACAUAUGUGUCGUAUCGUCUCGUGACCCUGAAACGAUCCCGACUCCAAUCGCCUGAGUCUCAAGGAAAGUGUAGCACUUUGAUCACCAACAUGGAAAACUUCAUAACUGCAAACCCAACACUAAUCCUGGUUUACUGACCACCAAGAUUGUCGAGAACAAGCAGACUCUCACUGUCACUCGCUGCAUACAAGGAACGAGAAUCAUCGCAUUGCUGUUGUUGCUCUCGGGCCUUGGCAAACAAGGACACAACCGGGCCGCGGCACAUAACGAGCCUCAGCAAGCGGUGGAGCAUACUGGCCAGUGCCCGGUGAUGAGGUCAAGGAGCGUAGCAGGAACUUUGUUAGCCUGCAUCUAAUUUUCUUUCCCCAUUGAACAGCAGAUGUUGCUGCUUGUCUAUGUGCUAAACAAGCUUGUUUUGAUUGGGAGGUGUACAUGCAUUAACUUAACAUGAGAAAGCUACGACACUUACUACCGUACCAAGGGAGUAUAUAUCUUCGUAGUAUACUUAUUUGCUAUCGGAGAUACUAGUACACACUUAAAAGAAUUUGACUCAGGACAGUGCUAGAGCAUCUUAUAUCUAGGAACGGAGAGUAUUUGAAAGCUACUUAGAAGAGUGAGAGAAUUGCAUUGUGGUAUCCAGUAGGGGGGUAACAGUCUAACAGAUCAUCCAGAGAUUUUAUGUUCACCAGUUUGAACUUGCCUACGAGCUUCAAGUAGCAUAUGCUAUUGCUGUUGAUACUUGGAAACCAGUUAACAUUCUUGAUUUGUAUCUACAGCAAUAAGACCAGCCAAUACAAGCAGGCUGAUCUCGUGAUGGGACAAACCAUCAGCACUUGAGAGAUAAAACAAAAUUUCUUCUGUAGUUGAGGAUACAAAGUGCAAGGUAUUAUUGAUCAUUGUCUGCGCUACAUCUUCCACUACAUUGGUAUUGCUAUAAGUUAAUCGAAGCAGGCUUCAGCUUUUGGUGUACACAGAAAGCUUCAAGACAAGGUUGUGUCCGUUUCCCUCUGACAAAACUGGAGCUCGCUCCGCAUCAAAACUGAAAGCCUUCGAAGAUAUUACUAAACGACAACUGGACCU